UCGCUUCUGGGAACCCUAGCUGGACGGCAGUUCUGGGAAGGCUGCUGACCCGUGGAGAAGUGUAUCCCUACCCCCCUUGCCAGACCAGCUCAGCAGACGCUUCAGGCCAGCGUAAGAUUGUGGAGUUUCAGGGGUCAGCGGCUCCAGAGGGAGGUCACCCGCAGCGCCUGCUGUCCCGGGCUUCCUAUCCACAUGCCUCUUGUCAGAGGAUCGGCUGCAUCCUGUCUGCUGAUCCAGCCUCCCACUCCCUCCACGUCGGUUUGCAGCCAAGAGAGGGGAGAGGACCCGGAGGCCUGCACACCCCACUGGCUUCAGGAAGAGCCCCGCUGGGUCACUUCUGUGCCGCUGCUGGCUUCUGACAUUUCAAGACUCGCCACUCAUCUCCCCGCAAAUAAAAAGAGCGCUGUAGGAUCUCCCAAUGGGGUGGCUUCCCUCUGGGCUCACGUUUUCGGUGGGCUGUCUGAUCCUGGUGUGGGCGGCAGGCUGUGGCUCCAGCUGCUCAGAGGUCUCCUGUGUCUCCCCAGGGAGCGUGAGGGUCGUGCAGGGGCCCACCUGCUUCUCCGACUACAUCAACAUCUCCACCUGUGAGUGGGAGAUGGCCCGGCCCACCAACUGCAAAGCUGAGCUCCGCCUCUUCUACCAGCUGAAAUUCUUCUACUUCGAAAACCACACGUGUGUCCCCGAGAACAGAGCUGGCGCGGUGUGCGUGUGCCAUAUGCAUAUGGAUAACGUGGUCAGUGCGGACACCUACCAGCUGGACCUGUGGGCUGGGGAGCAGCUGCUGUGGAAGAGCGCCUUCAAGCCCAGUGAGCAUGUGAAACCCCUGGCGCCCAGAAACCUCACUGUUCAUGCCAACAUCUCCCGCACGUGGCUGCUGACGUGGAACAACCCGUACCCUCCUGAGAAUCACCUAUACUCCGAGCUCACCUACCUGAUCAACAUCUCAAAUGAGAACGACCCCACGGAUUUCAGAAUUUAUAACGUGACCUACAAGGGGCCCACCCUCCGCUUUGCAGCCAGCACCCUGAAGUCUGGAGCUUCCUACAGCGCCCAGGUGAAGGCCUGGGCUCAGAGCUACAACAGCACCUGGAGUGAGUGGAGCCCCAGUGCCAAGUGGCUGAACUACUACGAGGCGACCUUGGAGCAGCGCCUCCCGCUGGGCGUCAGCAUCUCCUGCGUCGUCAUCCUGGCUGUCUGCCUGUCCUGCUAUGUCAGCAUCAUCAAGAUUAAGAAAGAAUGGUGGGACCAAAUUCCCAACCCAGCCCACAGCCCCCUCGUGGCUGUUGUCAUCCAGGAUUCUCAGGUGUCACUGUGGGGGAAGCGGUCCCAAGGCCAGGAACCAGCCAAGUGCCCACACUGGAAGACUUGUCUUGCCAAGCUUCUGCCCUGUUUACUGGAGCAUGGCAUGGAAAGGGAUGAAGAUUCCUCCAAGGCUGCUAGAAAUGAGCCUUUCCAGUGUCCUGGAAAAGUAGCAUGGCACCCCAUGGAGGUCAACAAGACAAUCCUCUGGCCAGAGAGCAUCAGCUUGGUUCGGUGCGUGGAGCUGUUUGAGGCCCAAGUGGAGAAUGAAGAAGAGGAAGUGGAGGAAGAUAAAGGGAGCUUCUGCCCAUCACCUGACAGCAGCGGGGGCAGCUUCCAGGAGGGCAGGGAGGGCAUCGCAGCCCGGCUGACAGAGAGCCUGUUCCUGGACCUUCUCGGGGGCGAGGUUGGGGGCUUUAGCCCACAGGGCUUGGAGGAGUCCUGCCUUCUUCCACCUUUAGAAAAUCCAAGUGUUCAGAGGCCCUGGGCCAUGUCCCCAAGUGUGGGGCCCCAGGAGGCAUCGUCUGAGGACAAGGAGCCUUUGAACCCAGAGUCAAGUCCUCCAACCCAGAGCCCAGCCAGCCUGGCUUUCCCAGCGAUGCCCGGCGUCAUCACAGACAACCCCACUUACCGCAACUUCAGCACCUUCCUGAGCCAGUCCUCAGGCCCUGGAGAGCUUGACUCAGACCCACAGCUGGCCGAACACCUGGGGGAAGUGGACCCCAGCAUCCCCGCCGCCCCCCAGCCUGAGCCAGAAACGUGGGAGCAGAUCCUGCGCCAGAGCGUCCUCCAGUGCAGGGCAGCCCCGGGCCCCGCCUCGGCCCCCAGCAGUGGCUACCGGGAGUUUGUGCAGGCGGUGAAGCAGGGCGGCGCCCGGGACAGCGGGCUGGAGGGCUUUGGCCCUUGCGGAGAGGCUGGCUACAAGGCCUUCUCCAGCGUGCUCACUGGCACCGCUAGCUGCCCGGGGACAUCUGGGCUUGAGCCCAGCAGUGGGGAGGGGGGCUACAAGCCCUUCCAGAGCCUCACUGCUGGCUGCCCCAGAGCCCCUGCCCCAGUCCCCGUCCCCCUGUUCACCUUUGGACUGGACGUGGAACCCCCUCACAGCCCUCAGGACUCACUCCUCCCAGGCAGCACCCCAGAGUACCCUGGUUUGGAGCCAGUGGUCAAGGAACAAGACAGCCAGAAGGCCCUGCUAUCCCCGGAGCCAACCACAGACCCCCCCGGGGAUGACCUGGGCAAUGGCAUUGUCUACUCAGCCCUCACCUGCCACCUGUGUGGCCACCUGAAGCAAUGCCACGGCCAGGAGGAACGUGGCAAGGCCCACAUCGAGGCCAGCCCCUGCUGUGGCUGCUGCCGUGGGGACGGGUCCUCACCCCCGGUGAGCCCCCUGAGGGCCCUGGACACCCAGCUCGGUGGGGCUCCAUUGGAGGCCAGCCACUCUCCGGCCUCCCUAGCACCCUUGGGUGUCUCAGAGGAGGGUAAGUCCCCCCUGUUCUUCCAAACUGCCCCCAACAAUGCUCAGAGCUCAAGCCAGACCUCCACGGUGGUGGCCAUGCUCUCCCCAGGGCCCACGUGCACGGACGCUUCCUAGGUGCGUGCCCACUUCUUGCUGGAGUCUACAAGCGAGGACUGGGCCUUACCCAUGACUGCGAAAUGCCUCCCUCCAGAAGGCAGCCCGGCUGGCAGGGUUCCGAAAGACUCAGGGAACCCUGCUAUGAAGUGGUGAAGUUGUCCAACACUGGGGCUACGGAGACCGGCCGUCCCCGGCUCCCAACGUUGGCCCGGGCUCGCCACGUCCCAUGGGAGUGGAGGCACCAGGAGGUUCCCGGGCGCCUUGGCUUGUGAAUGAGCUGUUGGUCAUUUCACGGGUCCACAGCUGCCCCAGUGGACUAUCGCUGUCACGCUCAAGGUGUGUUUUGUCCACCGAGUUGCUCUGUUACUCGUGUCUUGCCCAGGCCUGGGGUUAGCUGCCACCAUCUCACUGGAUCGGAUGCUGAGCCUAGAAGCUAACCAAGCCAAUGGGAGAAUGACUUGGGAGGCCUUGGGAAACUGAGGUCCAGAAAGGGUGGUCAUUUGCCCAGAGACGCCUGUUCAUUUAACAGAGGUUGACACUGGCAGCAGAGCCUGAGCUGCGGAGGGACGCUUAGUCAAGUGGAGUUAACGAGGACAUGAAAAAUUGUGAUUACCGAGCAGUGACGGCGUGCUGCCAGUUUCCCACACAGCUGUAAGGUUGGGGGUUCCUGUUAAUCACUGGAUCCCCAGAACAAGCAUGCCUGGUGACCUUGGGGCCGGUGUGUGCCCCCAUGCGUGCCGUUGCUGGCAUCGGUGGUUCAGAGGGAGUGGCUCAGGUCUCCUGAUCCAGCGAGCUGGGCGUCCAAGAUGCCGACACCAGGCACGUCACCUGCACCUCGGCCCCGACCUCAGGUUGAGUAAUGUGCAUUGUUUGUGUGCAUCUCAAAAACUGUUUCAUCACCUGGUGUUCGUGUUUGCUGAGGAGGGUAGAAUGGGAGGGGAUGGAGUUUUGUAUAAAUAAAGGUUCUUUACCUCCUUCCCCACCCUCCCCACCCCAUUUAUUAAACAAACAUACUGCCAGUCACUGUUGCGAGUGCUUUAUCUCUAUUAACUCGUAGAAUCCUCCCAUCCAGAGGUACUGAGACCAACCCAAGAGGUUAAGUAACUUCCGGUCUUCUUGGGUUUCCCUGAGACCAGGAUCCAACUGCAGUUUGUUGAAAUAGGUGACGAUCCCAGGAAGCCCUGCUUGGAGAGCGGGGAAAGGAGGCAGGGAAGGGCAGGAGGCAAUAAAAUGUAUCGCACAGAGUGCCAGCGCGGGCAACAGGUGCUUCACGCCGCGGGGGAGCUUGGGCAAGCCAGGCACAGUGCAUGCCUAGAGGUGGGGAGCUAGCUGUUUGUCCACCAACUCCCAUCUGUCAUUGGUGGAGGGCUGCUGCCAGGGGCAACUCCCCAGCACUUCCAGCUGCUCCAGGAAAAAUUCCUCCGAUUGAGAGCUGGGGGGGUGGGGGAGGAGCGGUGUUGGAGCAGC
Molecule: messenger RNA, 4339 nt
Organism: Globicephala melas (long-finned pilot whale)
Lineage: Eukaryota; Metazoa; Chordata; Mammalia; Artiodactyla; Delphinidae
Gene: IL4R
Product: interleukin 4 receptor
Biological process (GO): production of molecular mediator involved in inflammatory response; cytokine-mediated signaling pathway
Cellular component (GO): external side of plasma membrane; membrane
Molecular function (GO): cytokine receptor activity; protein binding
Source: RefSeq, a predicted model, not a curated record